This is a messenger RNA of Drosophila teissieri, 482 nucleotides long. RefSeq names its product outer dense fiber protein 3. NCBI's taxonomy places the organism in Eukaryota, Metazoa, Arthropoda, Insecta, Diptera, Drosophilidae. The transcript is spliced from 2 exons. The coding region runs from base 127 to 366 and encodes 79 amino acids. The record is from RefSeq and is a predicted model, not a curated record.
UAUUCCGAGAGUUCAAUGUGUCGUUUGAUUAUUGUUUCAUUCGUAACUCAACUGCUCUCGGCACACAUAACUUUUUUGCUUCCAAAAAUUUGAUUUGUUCUCCAAAUCUUAGAUAUUUAAAUUGGUAUGUCUAGGAACUAUGGACCUGGCCCUGGAGCUUACAUGCUACCCAGCAGCUUUGGACAAAAGGGACCGCAGUUCUCCUUCGGCCGCAGAAUAGAUCGCCAUAGAGAUGAGAAACCUGGACCGGGUCCAGCUGCCUAUAAGGUGGAGAAGGUGACUCGCUACGGAAACGCGGAGGGUCCACAGUUCUCCAUGUACCUAAGGAACUCCAAGAUGAAGCCCCUUCCUAUUCGAUUCUCUUAGUGACUCGAUCCUGAUUCGUAUUGAGUGAUCAAGUAAAAUCUAGUAAGCUGUUUCAAACAUAUUCAAUCUUGUGAUAUAAAUAGUGGUAAUUUAAAUAUAUGUAUAGUGGGAAUAAA